Fonsecaea nubica is the source of this 777-nucleotide messenger RNA. RefSeq lists its product as hypothetical. The transcript has a single exon. NCBI's taxonomy places the organism in Eukaryota, Fungi, Ascomycota, Eurotiomycetes, Chaetothyriales, Herpotrichiellaceae. Bases 1 to 777 code for a protein of 258 amino acids. The record is from RefSeq and is a predicted model, not a curated record.
AUGGGCGCAUGCCGGAAUAUUGGGCGGCCCAUCUUUCCAUUUAUAUCCCACACAGCCACGUUCGUCCGCGAAGAUGGCCGGCUGUCGGUCACGAGCUACGAGCGCGACGCCGUUGCUGGCGACUUGGGCCAGCUGGGCACGAGCUUCCGGCACGUCUGGAGCGCGGGGGCAUCCACGCCGAGCUACAUCGACGAUCUUCUGGCCGUCAUUCAGGAUAUAGGCGACUUCACCGUGGUGGUCGAGAACCACGCGAGUGGCAGGUGGGUGCCGCGCACGUCUCCCGUAAUCAUCGACCAGAGAAACUAUGUCCAGCACAGCUUGAUGUCCCUGCCCUCCGCGGAGGAACUCCUCGCCCCGAACACCACGGACGUCGCGCUGGACGAUUCCCAGUACGAAACCUGCCGGCUGGCCUGCAUCAUCUACUCCUUCCUCGUCGUCUUCCCCGUCCCACCGGUUGUGGGACCCUUUGAAACCUUGAUCGACCGGCUCAAGAGCGCUCUGCAGACGACCGAGUGGAAGAGCUUCGGCCGCCCGCGACGGAAGUUGCAUCUGUGGACUCUCAUCAUGGGGGCCAUCGGGUCGAUUGGGCUGCCUGACCGGCCGUGGUUCCUGCUCCGGAUCAUGGAAGUGUUGGACGACGGCUUCAAAAUGGCCGGGUGGCAAGACCUGAAGGGCUUGUUGCAGUCGUUCCUGUGGCAUCCGCGCACGAGCGAUCUUGACGGCCUCGAUGUUUGGAAGGCCGUUCAGGUGGGAGUCAAUGUGCCAGACGAGAUAUGA